Lactuca virosa is the source of this 1026-nucleotide messenger RNA. The record is from the annotation of a GenBank genome assembly. Lineage: Eukaryota; Viridiplantae; Streptophyta; Magnoliopsida; Asterales; Asteraceae.
AUGGAGGACGGAGAACUCGAUUUCUCAACCCAAGAAAUGUUUCCAGCUGCAAACAUCGGUGACAUUCCCAGCAAUGAUUCAAUGGGCAGUUUCUUUGAUGAGAUUUUCAAGGACGCACAUGCAUGCACCCACACCCACACAUGCAACCCACCAGGCCCUGAUUCCUCCCACACCCACACCUGCUACCAUGUCCACACCAAAAUCGUUCCCGCCAUUAGUGGAGAUGAUGACAAAACCCCCACAGAUGACACUGCUGAGUCAGCAGAAAAGAAAGGUAAAAAACGACCUAUAGGAAACCGUGAAGCUGUAAGAAAAUAUCGGGAAAAAAAGAAAGCACGUGCUGCUUCUUUGGAAGAUGAAGUGGUUAGAUUAAGAGCUUUGAAUCAACAAUUAAUGAAGAGGAUUCAGAGUCAAGCAGGGUUGGAAGGUGAGGUGGCAAGAUUGAAGUGUUUGCUUGUGGAUAUUAGAGGGAGAAUUGAAGGUGAAAUCGGGUCUUUUCCUUAUCAGAAGCAGAAUCCAGUUGGGAAUAAUGUGGGGAGUGUUAAUUUGGGUGGGGGGUAUGUGAUGAAUCCUUGUAAUAUGCAAUGUGGGGAUCAGGUUUAUUGCCUUCAUCCUGAUGGAAAAAGUGCAGAAGAUGCUUCAAUACAUGAUCCAGGUGUUAAUGGGUGUGAGUUUGAGAAUUUGCAAUGUUUGGGGAACCAAAAUUCGUUGCUGAAUGGACUUCCAGGGUGUGGAAAUGAAGAUGGUUUUACUGUAGCCAAUCCGAAUCCGCCAGGUGGACGAACUAAACGAAAAGGUUCUCGUACAGCAGUGUCUAAAUGAAGUGAUCUGCCAUUAUUUCAGUGUACUGGUUUUGAAGAUGGAUUGUUCUGUUAGUUGGGUUUAUGAGUAGUAGGUAUCGUUUUUGUUCUGUUUAGUCAAACAUAAUGGAAGAAAAUGCUUCUUGAUGUGUCAUGUGCUUAAAUAAUGUUUUUGUGAAAUUAAAAUGUUUUUUUUAUGAUGCUUGCAUGUGUUUGGUUCUUUUUG